Blumeria graminis f. sp. triticale is the source of this 1212-nucleotide messenger RNA. NCBI's taxonomy places the organism in Eukaryota, Fungi, Ascomycota, Leotiomycetes, Helotiales, Erysiphaceae. The record is from the annotation of a GenBank genome assembly.
AUGUUAAACAUGCAGCUCUUUAUUCUGCAAGUUAUAUUCGGCUUGAACUGCCUUCAGACAUUUGCAUCUUUGGCCGGUAAUGGGGCCGAUAUUAACGGGAAAUACAUUUUAGAAGGUAUAAACAUACGGGCGAUGUUCGUACCGUACGGAGCGUCUAUCACAAAUCUUUUUAUCAAUGAUACUUCAGGUAUCGAACGCGAUGUAGUAACUGGUUGGGACAACGCUUCAUAUUACAGCAUUGACGCCCAGCACCCUCAUUUCGGUGGUGUUCCGGGCCGCUAUGCCAAUCGAAUUAAAAAUUCUAGCUUCGCGAUUGAUGGGGAAGUAUGGAAGGUCACACCCAAUGAAAAUCCAACAACAGAUAAUCCUGAAGGUGUUGAUACGAUCCAUGGCGGACCUAAUGGUUGGGACUGGCGCAACUGGACGGUCGUAGAGCAGACGACGAAUAGCAUCACGUUCAGUUUGGUGGACGGGGACGGUCAAGAAGGAUUUCCGGGAGAAGUGAUAAGUACCAUAACUUAUACCUUGGGAAAUAUGACGUGGGAUCUCGAGAUGGUUGCAUCGAGUGUGUCAAAAAAGACGCCAGUGAUGCUAAGUAGUCAUACAUAUUUGAAUCUUGAUGGAUUCUCCAAUGAUGAAACUACCACAGCGCUCAACCAUUCCCUAUGGUUGCCUUUUGCUGGGCAAAGAAUCGACACCGACUCAAUACUCGUACCUACCGGUGACAUUCGAGGAAAUGCAAAAGGUAGUGUGAACGAUUUCUGGUCUAAGCCCAAACAAAUUGGCGCCGAUUUUGCUUCUCCUGAUAUUAAUGGGAAUUGUGGAUACAACUGUGUCGGAUACGAUACAUGCUACAUAAAUAACCGUCGAUCGACUUCCCUCAAGUCGACCUGGUCCAACAACUCGUUUCCUGUUGCACGCAUUCGUUCAUCUUGGUCCGGCAUUCAACUUGACAUCUUUAGCGACCAAGAUGCUCUUCAGGUUUAUUCCUGCAAUGGUCAAAAUGGAUCAAUAGCACUAAAAGGCACCCAGGGUACUCCUGACCAGCGAUUUAUCCAAAAGUAUGGCUGUGUAGUGCUAGAGGUUGAGGACUGGAUCGAUGGCAUCAACCAUCCCGAGUGGGGUCGUCAACAGAUUUGGGGGCCAGAUGAUGGUGAAUACCGCCUUGAAGCAAGUUAUCGGUUCAGUAUAAAUAACACUGAAUCUGACUAA